Messenger RNA from Thamnophis sirtalis, 1926 nucleotides. NCBI's taxonomy places the organism in Eukaryota, Metazoa, Chordata, Lepidosauria, Squamata, Natricidae. The record is from RefSeq and is a predicted model, not a curated record.
CUUAGCCUUCUUGAAUUGACUAUGGAAAGGGAGAUAACGGAAGCGAAGACUGGAGCCGGGGCAUUGUGAUGGUGAUUUGCGCGAGUCUGUUGAGGUUUAGUCAGACCCCGUGAAGAAAGUGAGCGUCAAUCAUCUCCUCCAAGUUUUAACCGCUAAGGAUGGAGACGAAACGGAAAGAAACACGCAAGUCUUUGAGGAUCAAAGUGAUCUCCAUGGGUAACGCUGAGGUUGGCAAGAGUGCAAAUUAGAGACCGAGAAAUCAAAGUGAAUAUCUUUGACAUGGCUGGACACUCCUUCUUUUACGAGGUUCGCAAUGAAUUUUACAAAGACACUCAGGGUGUAAUCCUAGUAUAUGACGUUGGGCAAAAGGAAUCCUUUAAUGCUCUUGACCUUUGGCUUGCUGAGAUGAAACAAGAACUUGGACCACAUGGAAACAUGGAAAACAUUGUUUUUGUGGUUUGUGCCAAUAAGAUUGAUUGUGGCAAGUUGCGCUGUGUGGUUGAAAGUGAAGGGCGACUGUGGGCAGAAAGCAGAGGCUUUCUUUAUUUUGAAACUUCUGCACAGACUGGAGAAGGGAUUAAUGAAAUGUUCCAGACUUUCUACUCGGCUAUUGUUGAUUUAUGUGAUAAUGGUGGAAAGCGCCCCAUAACCAGUGCAAGCAACAGUUUCACUAAGGAGCAAGUAGACACCAUCCGGAGGAUUCGCAACAGCAAGGAUAGCUGGGAUAUGUUGGGUGUCAAACCAGGAACUACAAGGGAUGAAGUAAACAAGGCCUAUCGAAAGUUGGCAGUGCUCCUCCACCCAGAUAAGUGUAUGGCUCCAGGUAGUGAAGACGCCUUCAAGGCUGUGGUGAAUGCACGGACUGCCUUGCUCAAAAAUAUCAAGUAAAACACAAGAAGAUGCGGCUUUCACCAUAGCAAGUGAUAUGCCUAUUCUGAGAGAGGCAUCAAGGAUUGCCUCCUGCAAAAGACAAAGGAAGCAAGUCACAGGAAAUUCCUAAAAGCAAUUUUUCUUCACCAUUUACUCUCAAAGCUGUUCUCUGUUCUACUAUGAAUAGGUCAAUAUAGGAGACUUCUCUGAGGUGGACUUCCAAAUCCAUCUGAAUGCCUCAGGAACAGUAACAACGGUAAUAUCCUGUCCUUUCUUUUCCUCUGAAGAAAAGUUGACCGUGGACUGAGAUGACUCUAAAAUAUGUUACUUCUAUUUAAAUCACUUAUUUCAAUAUUGUGCAUUAUUUUCCUCAAAACCAAUGCUGAUAUUCAGCCUCUGAUUAAGCACUUCGUUGUUCCUCUUUGUCCUACACUGGAAAUUAUUUUAUCCACUCAUAUCCUUUGAACCACUUCAUUAAGUUUAAGUUGGUUAAGGCAUUCUUGCUUUUUCAAAUAAAAAUGGGAAAAAUAAUAGCAUAAUAGCCGAGGUCAAAGCAUUAGUAGCCACUGGGAGUAUUGAUGGGACAGGUAGUACUUCCUACAAAAUGAGUUAGAUAGUAAGUUGAUUUGCUCAUUAUUUGAGUCAUGUUGUUCUAGGAGUGUUUGUCUAUAUUUUGAACCUCCCCGGACCUAGCAAGGAAUAUAACCUUCAUCAGAUGAGGGAUUCAAUCACACAGAAGCUUAAUUUGGCUUAAUUUGUUCUCACUUCCUCCCCAAUUAUAAAUUAAAUGAGGGAAGAAGGGAAGGGAUAAAGGAAAAGCUAACUGUAUGUACUCAAGUAUAAUUAAAAGGGCCCCUGAAUUGAAAGAGACAUGGUGAAACAAACUCAGUGGCAGCUUGUUGAUUUCAUGACUGGUACUAACAUAUUUAUUUAUUUAUUUGAUUUAUAUGCCACUGUUGUGAUGAGCUGUGAGGGCACAGUAGCUAGAAUGCAGUACUGCAGGCUACUUCUGCUGACUGCUGGCUUCCAGCAAUUGGGCAGUUUGAAUCUCACUGG